AUGUCAGCAUCUUCAGACGACGAAGACGCCCUCAUCGCUUCUCUCGAAGCUACCUCCGAGAACGAUCCUACUCUCUCCGCCCUACGCGAAAAGCGCAUCCAGGCCCUCUCCUCCGCUCUCUCCCACCAAAAAUCCCUCCGCACAGAGGGCUUCGGCACCUAUUGCCGCAUCACGACCGAGAAGUCCCUUCUCGAGAUCACCACUUCUCCCACAUACGACAAAUGUAUCGUUCAUUUCUACAAGGAUGAUUUCAAUAGGUGCAGGAUCAUGGAUGGGCAUCUAGGAAAGCUGGCAGAGAAGCAUCUAGAGGCAAGGUUCUUGAGGGUGGAGGUUGAGGACGCGCCGUUUCUGGUGGGCAGGCUGGGGGUGAGAGUGCUGCCGUGUGUGAUUGGAUUUGUAGGUGGUGUGAGCGCGGAGAGGGUCGUGGGAUUUGAAGGCCUCGGUGGGGGUGAUGAUUUCAGGACUGAAGUGCUGGAGGAGAAGUUCGUCGAUGUGGGGGUAUUGGAGAGAAAGACGGAGGUCGAAGGACUAGGUAUGGGAAGCGGAGGACACGGAGAGAGAAAGCAGUCAGGGAGAAAUGUGGGUGGGGAUGAAGAUGACGAUGACUGGGAUUGA
This is a messenger RNA of Bacidia gigantensis, 615 nucleotides long. RefSeq lists its product as uncharacterized. The transcript has a single exon. The record is from RefSeq and is a predicted model, not a curated record. Lineage: Eukaryota; Fungi; Ascomycota; Lecanoromycetes; Lecanorales; Ramalinaceae. The coding region runs from base 1 to 615 and encodes 204 amino acids. Gene Ontology annotation, cellular component: cytoplasm.